Diospyros lotus (date-plum) is the source of this 3780-nucleotide messenger RNA. Its product is annotated as LRR receptor-like serine/threonine-protein kinase ERECTA. Gene Ontology annotation, molecular function: ATP binding; receptor serine/threonine kinase binding; protein kinase activity. Lineage: Eukaryota; Viridiplantae; Streptophyta; Magnoliopsida; Ericales; Ebenaceae. Gene Ontology annotation, biological process: protein phosphorylation. The transcript is spliced from 27 exons. Bases 427 to 3378 code for a protein of 983 amino acids. The record is from RefSeq and is a predicted model, not a curated record.
AAUGCCCCCCCCCCCGCCCGCCCCCCCUUCUCUCCCUCUCUUUUCUAGUUUUCUGUUCGUAUUAACGAAGAUAAUUCUCCUCCUCUCUUUCCCAUUCUUUGAGAACAUAUACAUACAUAUAUAUAUGUGUAUGUAUUUUGUUUUGUUUUAUAAUAAUUGAAGGUUCGACGGCGUGAGCAUCAUUUCUUCUGUCGGUGACUCCAUUUUGUUCUAUGGGCUCGUCAUGACGACUGCUUCUCUCUCUGCUUUUUUCCAUGACGUCCUGAAGAAAGCAAGCAAAAUUUAGGGAAUCAAAUUUUUGCCUCUUUGGAUUGUGGGUUCUCUGUCGCAAAUGGUGGUCGCGCCCUGAAACCACCCACUUUUUCCCUCAAUUGCUCAAUAAUGAGUCAUUGAGAGAGAGGGAGAGAGAGACAGAGCUGAAACAGGAUGGCAUUUUCAUUUGGGUUGGAUUGGAGACUUCUUCUGCUUUUUCUCUGCUGUUGGUUAAGCUUCUUCGGAUUUGUAUUCUCAGACGACGGGAAUACGCUUUUGGAGAUAAAGAAAUCAUUCAGGGACGUGGACAAUGUGUUGUAUGAUUGGUCGGCUGACUCAGCUCCAUCUUCAGAUUACUGCUCGUGGAGAGGUGUAACCUGUGACAACCUCACCUUGAAUGUCGUUGCUCUGAAUCUCUCGGGUUUGAAUCUUGAUGGGGAAAUAUCGCCUGCAGUUGGCAAGCUUAAAAGUCUGCUCUCCAUUGAUCUAAGAGGAAAUCGUCUCUCAGGCCAGAUCCCGGAUGAAAUCGGUGACUGCUCCUCCAUGAAAAGCUUAGACUUAUCAUUCAAUGAGUUAUAUGGGGACAUACCUUUUUCAGUUUCGAAGUUGAAACAACUCGAGUAUCUAAUUUUGAAAAACAAUCAGUUAAUUGGUCCGAUUCCCUCAACCCUGUCCCAGAUUCCAAACUUGAAACUCUUAGACCUAGCACAGAAUAAACUGAGUGGUGAAAUACCAAGGCUUAUAUACUGGAAUGAAGUUUUGCAGUAUCUAGGGCUGCGAGGGAACAAUUUGGUCGGUACACUCUCUCCUGAUAUCUGCCAGCUCACUGGGUUAUGGUACUUUGAUGUGAGGAAUAAUAGUUUGACUGGUAGCAUUCCUCAGAACAUAGGCAAUUGCACUGCCUUCCAAGUCUUGGACUUGUCUUACAACCAGCUGAGUGGAGAAAUUCCUUUUAAUAUUGGCUUCUUGCAAGUAGCUACACUGUCUUUGCAAGGUAAUCAGCUCUCAGGGGAAAUCCCCUCUGUGAUUGGCUUGAUGCAGGCACUUGCUGUGUUAGAUUUAAGCUGCAACAUGCUGAGUGGGCCCAUCCCUCCUAUUCUAGGAAAUUUGACUUACACAGAGAAAUUGUAUCUGCAUGGAAACAAGCUGACGGGACCAAUUCCCCCAGAGCUCGGAAAUAUGUCGAAGCUCCACUACCUGGAACUGAAUGAUAAUCAACUCAGUGGGUGUAUUCCUCCAGAACUUGGGAAGCUCACAGACUUGUUUGACCUAAAUGUUGCAAACAACCACCUAGUUGGACCAAUACCUGAUAAUCUUAGCUCAUGUACAAAUCUUAACAGCCUCAAUGUUCAUGGGAACAAGUUAAAUGGUACCAUUCCGCCUGCAUUUGAAAAACUGGAAACAAUGACGUAUCUGAAUCUGUCAUCAAACAAUUUGAGAGGCAACAUUCCAAUUGAGCUUUCACGAAUUGGAAAUUUGGAUACUCUGGACAUAUCUAAUAACAAGAUUAGUGGUUCCAUUCCUUCUUCUCUUGGCGAUCUGGAACAUCUCCUAAAACUGAAUUUGAGCAAGAACAAUUUGGAUGGAUUUAUACCAGUUGAAUUCGGCAAUCUAAGAAGUGUUAUGGACAUAGAUCUUGCAAAUAAUCACCUCUCUGGUCCAAUUCCUGAAGAAUUUGGUCAGCUUCAAAACCUCUUCUUGCUGAAAGUAGAAAACAAUAAUUUAUCAGGUGAUGUGGUGUCACUGAUGAACUGCCUCAGUCUUGGAGUCCUAAAUGUAUCUUAUAACAACCUAGUUGGGAAUAUUCCUACAAGCAAUAACUUCUCAAGGUUCUCACCUGAUAGCUUCAUAGGGAAUCCUAAUCUUUGUGGAUAUUGGCUUGGUUCUCCUUGUCAUGCAUCCCAUCCGCCUGAGAGAGUCACCAUUUCUAAAGCAGCAAUACUUGGUAUUGCACUGGGCGCCCUGGUGAUUCUCCUCAUGAUCUUAGUGGCAGCACUGCGGCCGCACAAUCCUACACCUUUUCCAGAAGGAUCACUUGAUAAACCUGUCAAUUACUGGCCACCGAAGCUUGUGAUCCUUAACAUGAACAUGGCACUCCAUGUAUACGAGGACAUCAUGAGGAUGACGGAGAACUUGAGUGAGAAGUAUAUAAUUGGUUAUGGUGCAUCAAGCACUGUUUACAAAUGUGUUCUUAAAAAUUGCAAGCCUGUGGCAAUUAAGAAAUUGUACUCCCAACACCCACGGUGCCUGAAGGAAUUUGAGACAGAGCUUAAGACGGUUGGGACCAUCAAACAUCGGAAUCUGGUUAGCCUGCAAGGGUAUUCCUUGUCUUCAACUGGGAACCUUCUCUUCUAUGACUACAUGGAAAAUGGUAGUCUAUGGGAUCUCCUUCACGGCUCCACAAAGAAGCAAAAACUUGACUGGAACACACGUCUUAGAAUAGCACUGGGAGCCGCCCAAGGGCUUACGUAUCUUCAUCAUGAUUGCAGCCCAAGGAUAAUCCAUAGGGACGUAAAGUCAUCGAACAUUCUGUUGGACAAGGACUUUGAAGCCCAUCUCACUGACUUUGGCAUUGCCAAGAGCUUGUGCACCUCUAAGUCCUAUACUUCUACUUACAUAAUGGGAACUAUCGGUUAUAUUGACCCAGAAUAUGCCCGUACUUCCCGCCUCACCGAGAAGUCUGAUGUCUACAGCUAUGGAAUUGUUCUACUUGAGUUGCUGACCGGAAGGAAAGCCGUGCACAAUGAAUCCAACCUUCAUCACCUGAUCCUGUCCAAGACCGAGAACGACGCAGUCAUGGAUACCGUCGAUCCAGAGAUCGUGGCCACGUGUAAAGAUCUCGGGGCAGUGAAGAAAGUAUUCCAGCUAGCGCUGCUGUGCACCAAAAGACAGCCCUCGGACAGGCCAACCAUGCACGAAGUGGCUCGCGUCCUGGGGAGCCUCCUGCCAUCCGAAGCGCCAAAAUCAAUGGCCCCCGCGCCCCUCCCGUCAGCCAAGGUGCCCUCUUACAUGGAGGAAUACGCGAAUCUCAAGACGCCGCAUCUGGUGAACUGCUCGUCCAUGAGCACCUCAGAUGCCCAGCUCUUCCGCAAAUUUGGAGAGGUAAUAUCCCAGAACAGUGUGUAGUUAGAAAUGUAUUGCUGUUCCACCUCUGGGAAAUGUGUAGGCAACUGCAACACGGAAAUUUUGUAUAAAGAUUUUACAGUAUGAGUCAGUUAUUGUGGGUGGGAAGGAAGAUACAGUGGCAGAUCUUCUAGGGCAACAGAUUUUAAUGUCUAAGUAAUCCUAUCUGAUUCCGUGCUGUCCUAUGUCAAAAUUAUUGGUAUUAUUGGGACCACUGCCUUCUGGGCUCUGGCCUCCACUGAUGGCAGAUUCACUGCGAAUUUCAGUGCCAGGCAAUAAUGCCAGCAUGCAGCGGGGUAGGAAAGAUUGAAGAGGGGGUACCCAAUGGCAAGGAAGGGUAUUUUUGUACAAUUCCAAAGAUGCUCAUCUUUUUUGUUGUAUAUUAGUGUUUAUGUUGUGCCUCAA